Molecule: messenger RNA, 1927 nt
Organism: Piliocolobus tephrosceles (Ugandan red Colobus)
Lineage: Eukaryota; Metazoa; Chordata; Mammalia; Primates; Cercopithecidae
Product: serpin B6-like
Exons: 7
Coding region: 129-1265 (378 amino acids)
Biological process (GO): negative regulation of endopeptidase activity
Cellular component (GO): cytoplasm
Molecular function (GO): serine-type endopeptidase inhibitor activity
Source: RefSeq, a predicted model, not a curated record
CGACUCCGCCCGCCUCCCCACUCACUAGGAUCUGAUACUCCGCGCCGCCCAGACACCUCUAUUCCCGUCACUACCACCGGCCUCCCCUCGCUCCUGGGCAACGGUGCCCUCAACUGCGGCUCACUGUCAUGGACGCUCUAUUAGAAGCAAAUGGCACCUUUGCAUUAAACCUUUUGAAAAAGCUAGGGGAAAACAACUCGAACAACAUAUUUUUUUCACCCAUGAGCAUGUCGUCAGCCUUGGCCAUGGUCUUCAUGGGAGCGAAGGGAAACACUGCAGCCCAGAUGUCUCAGGCACUCUCUUUUAGUAAAAUUGGAGGUGAAGAUGGAGAUGUUCACCAAGGUUUUCAGUCACUUCUUGCUGAAAUUAACAGAACUGGUACUCAGUACUUGCUUAAAACUGCUAACAGGCUCUUCGGAGAAAAGUCUUAUGACUUCCACACAUGUUUUACAGAUUCCUGUGGCAAAUUCUACCAAGCAAAGCUAAAACAGCUUGAUUUCCUGAAUGAUACAGAGAAGUCCAGAACACACAUAAAUAACUGGAUUGCUGAAAAAACUGAAGGUAAAAUUACAGAGCUGCUCUCUCCAGAUUCAGUUAAUUCAUUGACUAAGCUGAUUCUCGUGAAUGCCAUCUACUUCAAAGGAAACUGGGAAAGUCAGUUUGUGAAAGAGAUGACCAGGGAAAUGCCUUUUAAAAUUAGCAAGAACAAAGAAAAACCUGUGCAAAUGAUGUUUAAGGAAUCCAUCUUUAAAAUGACCUAUGUAAGGAAAAUAUCCAGCCAAAUUCUAGUGCUUCCCUAUGUUGGAAAGGAACUGAAUAUGAUCAUUUUGCUUCCCAAUGAAAACACUGAUUUGAAAAUGGUGGAGAAAGAACUUUCUUAUGAGAGAUUCAUAGAGUGGACAAACCCAGACAAGAUGCAUGAACGAGAGAUGGAAGUUUUCCUUCCUAGAUUUAAACUAGAGGAAACUUACAACAUGGAGGAUGUCCUUCGCAGUAUGGGCAUGGCCGAUGCCUUUGAACAGGACAGGGCAGACUUCUCAGGAAUGUCGUCUAAGAAGGAUCUGUACUUGUCCAAGGUCAUGCACAAGUCCUUUGUGGAGGUCAAUGAGGAAGGUACAGAAGCAGCAGCAGCUACCACCGUAGAAAUAGUUUUUUGUUGUGCCAGUUACUCCCUCAGGUUCUGUGCAGACCAUCCCUUCCUUUUCUUCAUCCAGCACAGCAAAACCAAUGGUAUUCUCUUCUGUGGCCGGUUUUCGUCUCCAUAAGGACACAGGUAGUCAUUGGAUAUAGUCCUUCUCUUUUCUCUUAGUGACCUACAUUUCCUCCACUCUUCACAGCGUGCCUGUGACCCAAAGUGACCUUAUUAUUGCAGCAGUCAAAAAUGAGAUGUUAGGAAUGUAAUUUGGAAAUUCCUUGUUGAGAACCCUUGUGUGUGUGUUUGCAUGUUAAAUGUUUUCUAGGGUCUGAACUUGAUUGUCUCCAAGGAUUUUGUGGUCACUUUGCAGGUGGUAUCAAUGACCACUUAGUCAAACCCCUCUGCUUGAAAUGAGGUGUUACCCUCUCCCCACUGCCCACACCAACAUAUUCCAACUGUCAGAGUUAUCUGCUGUCUCUUCACUUUGUAUAUGGUGCCACCCUCACAGUCUGCUAUGCUUCUGUUUUCCCAAACACAAGAAGAUAUAUGUUAUUUUCUGUCUUCAAUAGUAUUGACAAAUGGGCCCAUUUUUAAUGGAACAAUAGAAAGUGAAAUGGAGACUGGGGAGGAAGUAUGGUGAGCAGGAUUCUGCAAUUCUCAGAAGUGACCCAGCAUGGUGGUUCACACUUGUAACCAGCACUUUGGGAGGCCAAGAUGGGCGGAUCAUCUGAGGCCAGGAGUUUGAGACCAGCCCGGCCAACAUGGUGAAACCCUGUCUCUACUAAAAAUACA